Pomacea canaliculata is the source of this 3022-nucleotide messenger RNA. Its product is annotated as polycystic kidney disease protein 1-like 2. Gene Ontology annotation, biological process: detection of mechanical stimulus. Gene Ontology annotation, molecular function: calcium ion binding; protein binding; calcium channel activity. The record is from RefSeq and is a predicted model, not a curated record. Lineage: Eukaryota; Metazoa; Mollusca; Gastropoda; Architaenioglossa; Ampullariidae. Gene Ontology annotation, cellular component: membrane.
UAAAUUCUUUACAUAACGAUAAUAAUUCAUUGUAGAUAAUAAGUAUGGGGUCGUGUGUCUGUAGAUGUCCUCCGCUCCCACUGCUACCGAGACAGUGUGCACCUGUGAUAAUCCACCAGGUGUGGCCUUUGCCAGCGCUUUCAUGGUGCCGCCCAACACUAUCGACUUCAAGCUUGUUUUCUCCAAGUUUGACCCCAACAACGCCUCUGUGUACGGCACACUGAUUGGUCUUCUGCUUGUCUGGGUGCUGGGCGUUGUGUGGGCCCGACGUCAGGAUAAGAAAGACAAGGAAAAGUGGUUAGUAAGUUUCCUAAAGGACAAUGCAGUGGAAGAAGGUUACCUGUACCUGCUGACAGUCCACACAGGGUUAAAACGAGGCUCUGGCACUAAAUCCAACGUUAGUUUCGUCCUCGGCGGCUCUCAUGCGGACUCCGGCAUCCGGGUCUUGUCGGAUGGCAAACGGGCACUAGCAACUGGGAGUGUGAUGAGGUACAUCAUGGCCACGGGGUCGUGUCUGGGACAUCUAGACUACGUACGCAUCUGGCACGACAACAGCGGCGGGUCUUGUGCCGGCUGGUUCCUGAGAAGAAUGGAUGUUGAAGACCUGCAGACGGGACAGAGUAUGCUGGAUGAAUAUUUGUAUGAGAGAACUCCGCUUGAUCCUCAUUCCAUCAGCAUAGUCUCCGUUAUCCAGGUAUUUGUUUGUAUGCGAGCGAUGGCUGGCCGUGGACAAGGACAACGGUGUUGUAGACCGUCUCGUUCCAUUGGCUCAGCAGGACGAGAUCAUGUCCUUCGACAGGCUGUUCUCGGAGUACACCAAAUCGGCAUCACCGACACCCACCUGUGGCUCUCCUGCUUCAUGCGUCCCGCGCCCAGCACCUUCACGCGCGUGCAGCGGGUGUCGUGUUGUCUAGUCCUGCUGCUGCUGACCAUGAUCACCAGCGCCAUGUUCUACAAGGCUGAGGACAGUGAGACUGGAGCCAGCGCAAGUGAAAAACUUUUCUAUUCUGUUUGUCCACAUAUAGACUUCCUUAAUUUUCCUUCUUUAAAAAAACUGUUUUUCUCUCAUCUUCACAGACUCAGAGGGCAUGGAAGUGAAACUUGCUUUCCUGCGCUUCUCCGUGACAACCUUGUGGACGUCGUCAGUCUCCAUCAUCAUCACCUCCAUUCCUAUCUUGAUUUUUGUUCUUAUCUUCCGCAAUUACCGGCCCCUAUCAGGGCCCAGGGCUCAAACCAAAAAUGCCUAAAGGGGGAAGUCACUAAAGCAGCAGACAUGCGUGACACGCCUGACCUCAAAGAGAACACAGGCAAGUCGGAAGAGAGCCCGAAGGACUCUAUGGGAAUCAAUCUGCAGACUAACCUGCUGCCCCACUACUGGUGCUACAUCGGCUGGCUGCUCCUGAUGGCGACUGCAGCGACCUGCGCCUUCUUCCUGGUGCUGUACAGCAUGCAGUGGGGCAUCACUACCUCCGAGGAAUGGCUUGCCUCCUUCGUGUUUCUCUUCUUUGAGAGCAUCUUUGUCAUGGACCCUAUCAAGAUCGCAUGGCUGCUCCCCCAGACCCGGUGCCAGCCAAUGUUUUGGCAGAAGUCUCGCAAGCGGCGGUUACUGGAGCAAGAGUCUCAGCGGGUCUUCUACGACCUCCUCCUCCACAGCUUCUUCGUCUUCUGUGUCUUCUCUCUGUCGUACGGCAGCCGAGACUUACAAUCUUUUUCCCAGAACAACCAUCUAGACUACCUGUUGUACAACUCGCUUGGGUGGUGCCCCAUUUCCCUUCGAAAGUGGGAAAGAACCCGUAUGGUCAAGGGCUACUCGUCCCUGCUCGGAAGGCGCCAGUAUUGCCCCCCUUACAGCAUGGGGCAGGAGGAGACGGAGAUGUACUGUGUAGGGUGGAAACCACUGGCUUCUUGCUCCUACGAAGAAAGAAAUACCAAGCUGAGCCGGGUCGCCUGGAUGUACCAGAGCUUUGAAGAACUAGAAGAGAAUAUUUGGCUGGAUGAACAGACGCGCGCCGUCUUCGUAGAGUUUUCGCUCUACAACCCCGACAGCAACCUGUUCUCCUACCUGCGACUCUCUGCUGAGUUCCCUGAGACUGGGGCAUCAUUCAUAGGAAGGGAAUUGAAAACAUUCCACAUCUACCAACACCUGCAAGCUAAUGGGCUACUACAUGUAUAUUGUCGAGAUCAUCACUGCUCUCGGUGUCCUCGUCUUCACCAUCAGGAUGGCAAUCAAGAUCAACAACAAAAAUUACUUUACUUCAGUAAUUCCUGGCAGAUGCUGGACCUGUUCAUCGUAUUAAUUUCCUACGGCGCCGUUGCCUUCUACGCCAUCAAGACAGUAAGGUCCAACGACUCCAUGGCUGCUUGGCGCGAUAACCCUAAGCAAUACGUGGACUUCUACCAGACGGCCUUCUGGGACAACAUGUACGGGUAUUGGCUGGGCGCCGUCGUCUUCCUCACCACCAUCCGCCUGCUGCGCAUCCUGGGCUACAACCGACGACUGACGAUGAUCGCCGCUGUGCUGGCCAACUCCGGCCGGGACCUGUUCGGCUUUUCACUCGUCUUCGCCGUCGUCUUCACGGCCUACCUGACAGCAGGCUACAUCGUCUUCGCCAGCACCUUGUCCGAGUUCCGCACUCCACUCGACUCGGCCUACGCCUUGUGCCAGAUGCUGCUGGGCAGGAACGUGCUGGCCGCCUUCUCCGAGGACCUGGAGAUGUUCGCCUGGAUCUUCUUCAUUUCCUAUGUCAUCCUGGUCUUCAUGAUCCUCAUGACAAUGUUCCAGGCGAUCCUGUGUGGGACCAGCACGACUGUCCGUACAGAUAUAAGCACCAUACCGGCUCCGUACGGACUGACCAACAUGUUCGUCAAGGUCUCCCACAUCAUCGCAGAUUUGCUCCCUGCCUGGCUUGUACAGGGAGACAGGUACUCUUCUGUGCGGUCGAAGGACAUGCGCAGUCAGGAGGGAACACAACAGCAGGUUGAUAUGCAGCGUCAGGCAUUGUAUAUCUCGAAGGAACAAUAA